AACCUGCGGAAAAAGAAAAAAACAUUCAGGAUUUUUUUUAAAUUGUUUGUUUGUUUGUUGGAGACGGUAUGGGGAUGUAACCGGUUUACACAUGCACUUGGAAGCGGCGCGAGGUUGCCUCCAGAUUGAGAAGAGCAAACUGCAGGGGCGUGUGGUUAAUUGAAAUCGAUCCGGUGGUCUCUUUUUGAAUGUGACGCAGCAGCAGAGGUUCUUUCUCCUCUCCUCUCCUCUCCUCUCCUCUCCUCCUCCCCCCCAUCUCUCACCUCCAACAUGACUUCACUGUCGGGGACCAAGGAGAGGUCUGUGAGCAGCCGGAGCAGAAAAUAUGGGAUGCCUGACACUUCACCGACCAAAUCUGCCUCCUUUUUCCCUGACACGUGGUACCGAAAGGCCUAUGAGGAAACCACCCGGUCCAGCACACGCCCCAACCCGGAGGGUGCCGGCUCCAUGCCAAGCUCCACAGGCACCCCGUCCCCAGGCUCAGGAAUCUCUUCACCAGGGUCCUUCUCUGGAUCACCGGGGACCAUCUCUCCGGGGAUUGGAACAGGAUCGCCUGGUUCUCUAGGUGGCUCCCCGGGUUUUGGUACUGGAUCACCGGCCUCAGGCAGUGGAAGUUCCCCUGGGAGUGAAAGAGGGAUAUGGUGUGAGAACUGUAAUGCUAGGCUGACAGAGCUGAAAAGACAAGCACUGAAACUGCUCAUCCCUGGACCUUAUUCCAGCAAGGAUCCCUCCUUCUCCCUCCUCCUCCAUGAUAAGCUUCAGGUGCCUAACAGUUCUCGGCGGGCGUGGAAUGAGCGUGAUAGUCGCUGUGAUGUCUGCGCUACUCACCUCACUCAGCUCAAACAGGAAGCUGUGCGCAUGGUCCUCACUCUUGACCAGUGGGAUUUGUCUCCCACCUCUUCCCCCCCUGCUUUGAUUGGACGAUAUGGAUCUCAAGGACCUCCGGGGCCACUCGGAGCAUCUGGAGUACCAGGAGGCCCUGGAUCUCGGGACUGGUCUCCUCCUUUUCUUCCUUCCUCAUCCUCCUCAGCAGCUGCUGCUGCUUCAUAUCCUCCUCACCAAUCAUCCCAGUCACCUUCCCCAAGCCCAAGCCAGACGCCAACGCCCAGCCCGAGCCACGGACCAUCCAACGCCAGCCAUGGGAGUCCCUCAGUGGGGCAAACGUCCAGCUGUGCUCCCACAAACCCACAACCUCAAGGUCCAGGGCACAGACUGGGGUCCAAGCCCAGCUCUCUGGGGCUUGGAGGUGGGGUAGACAGAAGGAAUGGGUCCCCCAGUUCAGGAAAAGCAGCUGGUUCCCAGCAGCAACCAGUAACUGGAGUAAACAGCCCCAGCAAUAACAGUGGUAACAGCAGUAAUAACGGGAGUGGAGCAGUACUGAGUACAGCAGCUCUGCAAGCCCAUCAGCACAUGAACCGAACUAAUGGAGGAGUGACACUCUAUCCGUACCAGAUCUCCCAGAUGAUCUCUGAGGCCUCCAGAGAAGGACUGACUGAAGCUGCUCUGAACCGCUACAACACACACUCUCCUUCACACACAAAUUCACCAUCACACACAAACUCUCCCUCUCACACAGCUGUAACCACCACGGCACCGACUGCCACCUCCGCCGCUGCCUCUUUCUUUGCCAGAGCUGCGCAAAAGUUGAACUUGGCUUCCAAGAAGAAGAAGCAGAAGACCGCUGCAGUCACAGCCCCGGUGACAUCAUCAUCACCAUCAUGUGACCCCCCUCUGUUUCCGACCAAUUUCAGCUCCGCCCUGUUGAUGGCCCCUCCCCCAGCUCCACCCUGCCUUCUCCGUGCAGCCAAUAAGAUAAAAGACACCCCUGGGCUUGGAAAGGUGAAAGUGAUGGUGCGUGUGUGUCCAGUGUCUCAGUCGGAUGCAGCCGAGUCCAGCUCCUUCCUUAAAGUGGAUCCCAGGAAGAAGCAAAUCACCAUCAUGGACCCUUCAGCCAAUCAGACACCAAACGCUGCUUCCCAGAAAAGGGCGGGAGCCAAUCAGGUCCCCCCGAAGAUGUUCACAUUUGAUGCGGCGUUCCCUCCUGACGCUUCACAGGCGGAGGUGUGUGCAGGAACGGUUGCCGAGGUGAUUCAGUCGGUGGUGAAUGGAGCAGAUGGCUGUGUCUUCUGCUUUGGACACUCCAAGCUGGGUAAAUCCUACACAAUGAUUGGCCGUGAUGACUCUCUUCAGACUCUGGGUAUAAUCCCCUGUGCCAUCUCCUGGUUGUUUAAACUAAUCAAUGAGAGAAAGGAGAAAACAGGAGCACGCUUCUCUGUUCGUGUCUCUGCAGUCGAGGUUUGGGGAAAAGAGGAGAACCUUAAGGACUUGCUGUCUGAAGUGGCUACAGGCAGCUUACAGGAUGGACAGUCACCUGGAGUGUAUCUGUGUGAGGACCCCAUCUGUGGCAUGCAGCUUCAGAACCAGUCUGAACUGCGUGCUCCGACCCCAGAGAAGGCAGCCUGGUUUCUGGAUGCAGCCAUAGCAGCUCGCCACAGCAGCCAACGCCCCAACACCACCGAAGAAGAACAUAGAAACUCACACAUGCUGUUCACAUUACACAUAUACCAGUAUCGUAUGGAAAAGACAGGAAAAGGAGGAAUGUCAGGAGGUCGCAGUCGCCUCCACUUGUUGGACCUGGGCAGCUGUGAUGUCAAAGUACUUGGGGGAGGAGGAGGAGGAGGCGGGAAGAGCAGGGAGACCUCUUCACCCAGCUCGGCGCCUCUGUGCCUUUCUUUAUCCGCCCUCGGCAACGUGAUCCUGGCCCUGGUCAACGGGAGCAAACACAUCCCAUACAAGGACAGCAAGCUGACCAUGUUGCUAAGGGAGUCGCUAGGCAACAUGAACUGCCGGACCACCAUGAUUGCUCACAUCUCUGCCUCACCCAGAGAUUUCUCAGAAACCCUUUCUACCAUCCAGAUUGCUUCCCGCGUCCUCCGCAUGAAAAAGAAGAAAACUAAAGUCACUGUGCAAUACACCUCCAGCUCCUCUGGAGGAGAGAGCUCCUGCGAAGAGGGCCGUAUGCGCCGUCCUACCCAUCUGCGUCCUUUCCAUCACCGAGGCGACACCGACUCUGACCUUCCACUGCUGCGACUGUCCAGUGACCCUGACGAGUAUUCGAGCAGCGAGCAGUCAUGUGACACAGUGAUCUAUGUUGGCCCGAAUGGGGCUGCGGUGUCGGACAGAGAGCUGACAGACAACGAGGGACCACCAGAAUUUGUCCCAAUUAUUCCUGCUUUGCUUCGAGGAAAAACGUCAGAGCAUCAUCAAACACAAAGUCAAAGUCAAGCAGCAGGAUCCCAGAGCAAGGUGCCGCCUCAGCCAGAGGACCAGCCCAGUGGCCCCUCUCAGCCCCUGCCCCAGCCCUCUCAGUCACUACUUGGGCAGCCAUUGGCCCCUGUCCCAGAGGAAGGAGCCGAGUGCCUGAAGUGCAACACCUUUGCUGAGCUGCAGGAGAGACUGGACUGCAUUGAUGGCAGCGAGGAGGUCGCAAAGUUCCCCUUUGAAGAGGUCCCGGCAAACAAACAAGGUGCCAAACAAGAGCCAUGUCCAUCUUCAGCUGUCUCAUCCUCAGCUGCUGCUGCUCCCGGCUCUGCUGCUGUGUUGGAAACAGAAGCCAAAACAGGCUCUGCAUGUGCCAUAGAAGGUGCUGUGCAGUUCUCCUUCUCCUCAGCAGCAGCAGCCUCCAGGAGGAGGACCAAUGACCAGCAGCUGCAGGAGAUCAAGGAGGUGGUGGAGGAGGCAGAGCUGGCACAGAUGAUGAUCCACAGCCUUGCUCAGGGUUCUGGUUCCUCCAUAGUUACUAGUACCAGGAGUGUAACAGGAAGCAGCAGCAUCACUUCUAGCCCGCUGAAUAGGAUCAAGGGCUCCCACCUACAAGACAGCCGUGAGAGUCUGAAUGUGUGCAGUAACGCUGACGCGAAGACACGCCCACUAGGAUCACCACGCCUCGGCAUCGCCAGCCUGACCAAAACCUCAGACUACAGGCCUCCGUCCUCCCCGUCGCAGCGGUGUAAAGUGUAUACGCAGAAGGGUGUGAUGCCGGCAACACCCCCUCUGUCCUCACACACUCUAGCUCAAGAUGGCCAGGCCACAGAUGCUUUGACCUCUGACAACAGUUUGGCUGCAGACAGUGGCCGUUCCUCCACAGAGUCCCUGCUGUCCAGGACUUCUCCUGUGGGCAUGAGCCCACAAGUGCGAGAGCCAACUCCGUCUCUGUCUGCCAGCCUGGGCUCAGCUGAGACACUAUGUGACGAUGACGUCCCACCGAUACCCAUGGACACGCACAAGGACGCCUCGGGACUCGCAGUAUCUGUUGGACCUUUCUCGCUUGGGGAGAAUGAACUGGUGUACACUGUGGCUUCUGCAUGUGAGGAGGACCUUGAUGUUGCAGCCCUCAUGGAGACUCAGGGCCUAACCUGUCGUCCGACAAGCAUCAUCAGCUUCAAUAGUGAAUGUGGCUCUGUCACUGCCCUCCCUUCAGGCGCUCAGCACAUCAGCGUCAUCACUGCUACUGCUGAGGAUGGAGCUGUGGAGGAUUAUAACAUGCCUGCAGGUCUGGCUACAACCACAGGAGUUACAGAGGUUGUUGCCAUGGCAGAGGUGGCAAUGGCCAAGCUGCGGAUAGAAGGCGAAGCCUUAGCCACAGUGAUGUCUAACUGUGGUUCGCCUGUCUCCUCCUGGAUGAGUGAUCUGAGCAUGGGAAGUGAAGCUGACCAGUCUCUGCACAGCUUCAGCCAGUCCCAGAGCCAGCAAGGGGAGGCCCUGGCUGAUCCUGAGCCCAACCCGAGCUUCGGAGUCGAGGGGCUGGGAACUUAUGAAAGCUGUGGCAGCCCGAGAAGAGGGAGUCUGGAGGGAGAGGUGGUGCUGCAAGAGAAUGGGAGUGAAAAAGGAACUCCGACCAAAGACAGGCUGAGGAAACUGCCUCCUUCUAUGGCUAAAACUAACAUUCAAAUUCUGGCAGGACCUGGUAACCUCUCCCCUUUCAAGACUACGAUAAGCAUUCACCAUUGUGUGGCUGUCAAACCAAUCCAGGAACCAGCCAUCCUCUCCUCACCUACCAAGACUAGCUUAAUGAAAGAUGCAGGCAAAUUUAAUGCCCCACUUUUAGCUUGUACUUCCAGUGAGAUGAGCUUUGAAGACCCCUGGCUGAAGCGCGGCAUGGAGGACAGGAGGUCCAGAGAGCUUGUGUGUGAAGCAAAGCCAGAGAAAAGGGAGGUAGACCAUUUAAAGAGUCAGGCUGGAGCUGGGACCGGAGAUCACCGGAGCUUCUGCAGGGAUGGUGUGGAUCAUGGCAGCUGUAGUUCAGGUGGUGAGGUAGUGUCAUCUCCAGAUUUCUUCAAGAGAGUGGUGGAUGGUUGUGAGAUGGUCACCAUUGUUGCCCAGGGAGACUGCAUGACAAGUAUGUACAGCCCAGAUAUCCACCGUACCGCCAGUCUUCCUCGUGGCUGGCACCGUCUCAACCGACAUGAUGGCUUAGAUAAUGGAAUUGAGUACCGUAAUCUUGGCGUCACCACUUCAACUCCCUGCAGUCCCCGGGCUACACUUGACCGCAGGGGAUCAACUGGAAAACAGGGUUUUUUCUCCCACAAGAAGGGGGGGAUCCCACCUCUGCCACCGGUACGGAAGUCCAGCCUUGACCAGCGCAACAGGGCAGCCAGCCCUCUCCACCAACCCAGUCAUGGAGUCUCGCUGAUGGGCAGUCCAGCAGAUGAUUCAGGGAUAUCCGGAUGUGGCCCCAUAGGUGGCACCAGACAACGAGGCUCCAGCAUAGACAGCAGUAGACUUUUCAGUGCCAAGUUGGAGCAGCUUGCAAACAGAACCAACUCUCUGGGCCGGGUACACAGCUCCCACAGCGGUUCUCACCACUAUGACUGCUUCUCCCUGGAGAGAGGCGAGAGCCUGAGAGGGGGAGGAGGAGGAGUGAGGGGGGACAGCACCAUGCCUCGCACUGGGCGCAGCCUCACCCGUGCUGGAUCAGUAUCUUCUCCUACUGCAAACAUGACCAGCCCCGGUUUCAGUAGCAGUCCCAGUCCAAGCAGCGCUCCACAGUCACCUGCCAAAACCAACGGCCAGUCAAAGAUCUCGGCUGUCAGUAAGCUGCUGAUGACCAGUAGUCCCAAAGGCAGGAGCCUGUCUGCCUCCAGCACCAAGACUCUGAGCUUCUCAACCAAGUCGUUGAGCCAAACUGCCAGCCGCAGCUCCAGCCUUCCUCCAAACGGAAAACCCCAGAGCUCAGUCCAGAGCCCUUUGCAGCAGCAGCAGCAGCAGCAGGGAUCUUCACCUGGAUCCUGGUCUACCCAGUCUCUGAGCCGCAGUCGAGGGGGAAGCCUGGCAGCCAAGCUGCCACUCAGGGCUGUCAACGGUCGAAUCUCAGAGCUUCUUCAGGGAAGUGCAGGCUCCCGCUCCAGGAGUCAUGCCCAGGGAGGAGGCACAGAUCCUGGAGAGGAAAGAGGAGUCGCAGGAGCAAGUGGAGGGGGAGCUGGGGCAGGAGGUGGAGGUUGUGGUGGAGCUGGCCCGGGAGAAGAGAGAGCAGCAGUGGUCCAAACGCUGCCCUCUCCCUACAGCAAGAUCACAGCCCCCAGAAAACCACACCGAUGCAGCAGCGGCCAUGCAAGUGACAACAGCAGUGUACUGAGUGGCGAGCUCCCUCCAGCCAUGGGGAAGACAGCUUUGUUUUACCACAGUGGGGGCAGCAGUGGCUAUGAGAGCAUGCUGAGAGACAGCAGCGAGAACACAGGAAGUACCUCCUCCGCUCAGGACUCCCUCAGUGAACACAGCACAGCCACCACCUCCUCCAGACGGAGCUCCAAGAGCAGCAAGAAGAGCAGGAGCAACACGGGCCUCCAGCGUCGUCGUCUGAUCCCAGCACUGACCUUGGACUCUUCCUCCUCCUCCUCACCCUCCCACCGUUCCUCCAAACAGGCCAUCACUUCCUCUUCUUCCUCCUCCUCCAGCCCAGGUGCCUGCUGGGUAGAUGGCCCACUCGGGCCCCCAGCUCCCUCAAACCUCCGGGGCGCGACAGCAACGACCGAAACCUUUGAGAUCAAGGUAUACGAGAUAGAUGACGUCGAGCGGCUGCAGAAGAGAAGAGACAAAGGAGGAAGCAAGGAGGUGGUGUAUGUCAGUGCCAAGCUCCGUCUGUUGGAGCACCGCCAGCAGCGGAUCAGUGAAGUCAGAGCUAAGUACCAGUGUCUGAAGAAAGAACUGGAGCAAACCAAACAGUACCUGAUGCUGGAGCCACACAAAUGGACCACUGAGUUUGAGCUACAUCAGGUCUACGAGGUGGACUCACUGGAGUAUUUGGAAGCUCUGGAGACAGUGACGGACAAACUGGAGACCAGAGUCAACUUCUGCAAAGCCCAUCUCAUGAUGAUCACCUGCUUCGACGUGUCCUCAAGACAUCGGUAGACAGAGGGAGAGAAGGAAAGCAGGAGGACAGAGAGGUAGACACACAGCUGGACUCUAUUAGAUGUUGAUUAAUCAAACAAAUUUUGAAAAUAUCUCCUAAGUAAAUACAUCUCAUUGGAUGACUGGAUAGAUGGAGGAGGGGAUACAGGGGUGGACUGUCCACUUAAUUCAUCAUGUCAGUCAUCCUGUGUGUCCAAAUGUAAGUCGGCAGAAGGACAGAUGGAUGGAGAGAUGGAGGGAUAAAAGGAAUGGAGAUAUCUAACAGGCCAACAGACAGAUGAGCUUGUAGAUUUUUGUAAACAACCUCAGAAACAGUCACUGAACAGCAUCUAAUGGACAGGCUACUUUGAAUCAGAUAAAUAUGGUUGCCCAAAGGGGCAGACAGAUGGUUGCAAGUCUGAAAAAACACAUCAAACGUGAUCAAGUGAACACAUUUUUCCAGAGAACUGAAUAAUUGGACUGCUGAGAAGCCUCUUGGACUCAGUCGAACAUUUAGGAAUGUAUGGAGAGGAAAGAAGAGGAGAGGGGAACAAAAACUGCCAUUUUUUAAACCGAGAAGGAUGAAGGAGAGGUGAAGGAGAGAAAAAGAACAACUCAUCUCCCAUCAUUUUGGAAGAGCACUUUUUAGAGUACACACAGUUGAGAGCCAUUGACUGUAAAUACAGAGUGCUGACGACAGAAUGGCCUGGUAUUGUUGUCAGUUGAUAAAAGAGACUGACCAAGAGAAAGACAGUAGGACAAAGAAAAUGAUUUAGAUAAGUGCCUUGUGAACAUUUCAAUACCAAGACCAAUUCUCUUACUCUCUGAAUAUGUGUACAUGCAGUAAGUAUGGUGCUAGCAUAGAAAAAAACACACACAAAAGAUCAGUGUCCCUGGAAAAUCUUUGAAUUUAUAGCCAUUACUAAAUGUGAUGUUUUACUGUGGGUCAGUGCUUCAUAUUAUCAUGUUAUAAGCAAACUAUUAGUGUAUGUUUGAAUCAUAGUUGGUAUACCGAUGAGAGAUGAGGCUAAAUUUAAACUUUUUGGAUCCCUAGCAAAAGAAAAGUUAAAGGACGACCUACAGAACAAGAGGACCAACACCAAGUCCUCUUUAAAACAACAAACCUUUUGCAAGGACCAAAAACUGAAUUUGAAAAACAUACAUGAUUUUUCCAGGACACAGAGUAAUGUGUGUUUAAACAGAGAAAACUAAAAAACAAAAAAAACACUAACGCUAGGUUCUUGUGGUGUUGUUUCUUUCCUUGACUCUACUCACAGAGCACAUCUGAAUUUUGACCCUCUGGAGCAUACAUACCAUAUAUUCCCCCUGAUACAGUUGUGAUGGCUUUUUCAUGUUCACAAAGCAAUGAAACAUCUGAGUCACAUGAAAGUGGAAGUGAAAAUGUUUUUCUCUGAUCCAGUGUUAAUUACAUCCAUUGACUGACUGACAGGCGGACUGUCUGUUAUUUGUAUCUGUGUUGUUCUUCUCUAUUCUAAAAGAAACUGAAUGAUUUGUCAAUGUGUGUGUUUUAUAAUAAGGUAUCCUUUUUUAUUUGAGUGCAAUGGGACCAUGUAGAGACUAUGUAUGAUAGUACGAUCAUGGAAAUAGUAAUGUAGAGAUAUUUAAGAGGAAAUUAUGAGGAAGAGACAGGUACAGGAAAAGCCCAUUGAUAUACAUUUUUUUAAUUGAAUUUCUAUAAGGCCUGUAUACGGAAGCCCUGAAAGACUCGUACAAGUGGUGCUAUGCCGAGCCGGCCGAGCCUGCAGAGCAGAACAAGGACUGAUAUAGGCAGCUGCAGUUAGCGAGCUAGCUGUUUAACAGUUAACAAUGGGCUAGUUAGCAGUGAUUGAACUUAUUAUUAAUUAUCUAACUAUAGAACAUUUUAAUGAUACAAUCCAUACGAUUCAUCUGAAAGGUAGAUCAUAUGCCAGAUCACCCAUCCCUAGUUUAGACAGGGAGAAAUGCUUUUAGUCGGAUUUAGAGCGGGGUAGCGGUGCACCUCAACCUCUUGUGGCCGAAAGGAGUAGCACAAAAACAAACAAAAGAUUUUCUUUUCAUAGAUGAAAAAAAAAAAUAAACCGGAAAAAUGAGCCUGAAAAAAACAAAAAGUUCACCUGUUUUCACAAAUGGAAACAAAAAAUUAUCUCAACUGAUCUUCUUUUUUUUUUUUCUGCUAGCCUCUUGGGGGUUUCACAGAUGAAAACAAGAAAUUAUGCUGGCAAAAAUGAAUAAAAUUCACUUGCCUUUCAGGGCUUCCACACCUAUAUUGGAACAUAGUGGUGAAAUUAGACUGGAAAUACUUCCUAGGAACUACAGUUAUUGUUACAAAUGGCCUACUUGAAAAGUUCCAGCAUUGUUUUAAAGGAACAACUAAAAACAUAUAGAAAGGAAUGAAACUAAAGAAAGAAAAGGGUGACAACCAAAUUAUGAGGCAUAGAUCUCUGCCUGGUUCCAUUUUUUGGAUGGAUAGCAUCACAUGAAAUUUGUUAAUAUUAUUAUCUAUGGUGCUUGAGAUGUUUAUGAUCUAAAUGUUUGUACAAAUAUAAAUAUUUGAAAGAGCCUGUUUCCCUCUGAAAUACAGAACAAUACCCUUCGAAUGCUUCUUCUACAUCUCUGUCUGUUGUUGUCAACAUCCACCACCCUCCCCUCUGAACACCCUUUGCCCAGGAAGCAGAGAGCAUUCUGGGAGAUCCUGUUUGUAGUCUGAGAGUUAAAAGAAGGAAUAGACUUCACAGGAGAGGAAAUGCUGUGAUGUCAGUAUGAUUUGUCAAAAGCUUCGUAGUGCUAAAUUUAUCCAACAGAACAAGCUCAGUUUUUAUAUUUUAGACUGGACUGAUACAAACACAGAAAAUAUCUAUCUGUUUCAGGUUUCGAUCUUCUAAUGCCCGUACAGAGACAUAACAGUUAUUAAUUUCAUGUGCAGUACACCCACAGUGGCAGCCAUGAGAUAAUAUAGUGGGAAAUUAUCCCAGUAAGUCACAUGCUUUGACAGACUGGACCCAUGAAGUGUUUUCGCCAGAGGUGGGCAAAGUGCUCCUGUGAUGUCGCCACUUGUUUCCUUUAUCUCCCAGUUCACUGUGCAAGUCAUGAAUGAAGUUUUUAUUUAUUUGAGCUCAGGAGAGCAGAGGUGCUUAUUAAUGUUUUUAUUUAUUUACACCUUAUGAUCUUAAAAAGUUACUAUGCAUUUAAGAAAAAGAAAAAUAACUGUACAUACUUUGCUGAGCCCAUGUCAUAUAUAAAUAUAUACUGUAUACAUAACAUAUAUGCGCUCAUCUUUAUUUAUUUAUAUAUUUUCUGUUGAUUUCAUUUGCUCCUGCUGUUCCUGUUGGGGAUUGUAAUGGGUUUGGGUUUCCUAAAACUUCCACAUCCAGGACAGUUAUGUGGUUCCAGCACAACAAAAAUUUUCAUUCGAGUAAAUUCUGAGCAGAACUUAAAAAUGAUGGUUAAUCUUUUACACGUAAAGAAGAAAACGAUUUAGCAUGAAAACAGUUGUGUUGUCUUAAAUGAAAUUCCAGUAUAUUCUACAGUAUUAACUACAGCCUUGUGUAAUUAGCAGUGGAUGUUUUGGGAACCCCAACCUCUGGAUGAGCUUAAUGGCCUGUACUUGUUUCCCGUUUUAAAAUGCUAUGUGUGAGGUUUCUUGCUCCAUGUGUCACUGCCAAAUGAACUACGGUAGCGCUUUAUAAUUCUAGCAUAACUGUGAAAAACACCUUAGGUUUUGGCGGACUUUUCAGGAAUAAGAGUUCCUUUUUCAUCAGAGGUAACCAAGCUAAAAGGGAUGCACUCAUUGCGAGGUGCAUUAAAAAUCUUAAAAAUCUUUUAUGUCAUGUUGUAGGACAAAAAAGAAAAACAAUAACGACAUACAGUCAAUAAUGAACAAAUUGAUAUAUGUGAUGUUAAAUGUUUUGCAGGAGCUUUCAAGAAUUAUAUUGUGUUAUCUGGAAAUUUGACACAUAGCAUCUUUUAAAGAGUAUUGUGUGUUAAAGUCUGGGUCAGGCCACAUUUUACCAAAACUUUUUUCUUGCAGUAAGGGAAAUUUUAGUUCUGUUCAGUUUUAAGGGUCAGUUGUGGGAAAAUCUGUACAGAACUUAUUAAAACCAGUUUGUCUGUGUCAGUUUACGACACGAUGAAAUGAUGAAGUGCAGGAUUCUCACUGGGUGUGUCGUUUCCAUCUGUCAAGACUGUGAUCGUACUCUCCUCUGCAGAUUUACUGUUUUUGAGAAAUGUGGUCUGACACAUUGUGUUGAUGGAAGAGCAAGAUGGAGGGAUGUAAAUAAAGGAAUGUAUUGAAAGAG
Messenger RNA from Seriola aureovittata, 11681 nucleotides. It is a transcript of the gene kif26ba, whose product is annotated as kinesin family member 26Ba. The record is from RefSeq and is a predicted model, not a curated record. Gene Ontology annotation, biological process: microtubule-based movement. The transcript is spliced from 28 exons. The coding region runs from base 271 to 7407 and encodes 2378 amino acids. Lineage: Eukaryota; Metazoa; Chordata; Actinopteri; Carangiformes; Carangidae. Gene Ontology annotation, molecular function: microtubule motor activity; microtubule binding; ATP binding.